AUGUCGUCGAAAUGCCGCCCAAACCUCCUCACAGCCACGGCCGGUGAGCUACGACAGCUUCUUGACGCCGGCGACUGCACGAGCGUGGACCUCGUCAGCCUUUACUUGAAGCAGAUCGCGGCACACAACCACGAUGGCAUGAAGCUCAACGCAAUCAUCUCGACCGCGCCUCUAGACAGAGUUCUCGAUGAAGCCCGCGCAUUGGACCAGGAGCGUCGAGAGAAGGGCCCCUGGUCAAGGCUCCAUGGAAUCCCAAUCAUCCUCAAGGACCUGAUCACCACCCCUAGCUUCGGCAUGGGCACCACCUCGGGGUCAUUCGCUCUCAAGGGCCUCAAUGCCAGCAACGAUGCGCCCAUUGCAACCAUGUUGAGGAAAGCGGGGUGCAUUGUGAUCGGAAAGGCCAAUCUCUCGGAAUGGGGCAACGCAAAGGGUUUCGGCGUCACGAGCGGAUGGUCUCCGGUGGGAGGACAGACCCAGUCGCCAUACGUCAAAGGCGGUGUUGAUCCCAGUGAGAGAUGGCUAGGACACAGUACUCCUGCAGGCUCUUCCUCCGGAUGCUCCGUAGCGACCGCGGCUGGUUUUGCCCCUAUCGCAAUCGGUACUGAAGCGGAUGGCUCGAUAGUACAACCGGCAAUACGGGAGGCCCUUUACAGCAUGAAAGGCACGGUAGGUUCUAUCAACAUGGUUGGUACUCAAUCUGGGGGUGCAGCUUGGGACAGCGCAGGCCCGCUCGCAAAGUCGGUUGAAGAUUGCGCCGUUGUGAUGGAUAUUCUGCUACCAAACCGCAACUUCCACUCCUCUCUCACGGGCUCGUGGAAGGGAAUCCGAAUUGCACUUCUUAACUACGAAGAUUGGCAGUUUGGUGACGAAAUCUGCCACAAAAACCCGAUCUUUGACCAAGAACAUAAGCGGGAUAUUGGCCAUGCCAUGAAGACCAUCGAAGAUCUUGGUGGCAAGGUCGUCCAUGAUGCCCCGCUGAUGAAACUCGGGGACAUUGUCAAGACAUACAAGACAGCCGAGAUAGGCGCAAUCUCACGGCAUCAACUCGGCUUCGUGCUCGAGCGAUAUCUUGGGUUGUUUGAUGAUCCUCAAUUACGCACCUUGGAGGAUUUGGUCGCAUUCAACAAAAAGCACGCCGAAGCUGAACUUCCACCCGAUCAACCCAGCCAAGCAGUGCUCGAAAAUGGACUCAAGGACGACAUGACGAAUGAAGAGUACCACAGCUCCCUGAAGCACUUUAGACAGAGCGUGCGUGCAGCAGUGGAGAGGCUGUGGGAGGAAACCAGGACGGAUGUCAUCAUGGCUUCAGGCGAGUCGCUAGUAACGACGACAGCUGCAGCGGCCGGCUACCCCAUCGCCAGCGUUCCCCUGGGAUUUUCAACUCACAACGGGCGGCCGUAUGGAAUGGAGAUUGUGGCAAGGAACGGGGCUGAAGACAAGCUGUUCCAAGUCAUGUCCGCUUGGGAAGCAACUUUCCCACAUGGCAGACACGCUCCGCCUCUGCUGGAGAAAUUGAUGUCACAUAUGUAG
Molecule: messenger RNA, 1530 nt
Organism: Fusarium vanettenii 77-13-4
Lineage: Eukaryota; Fungi; Ascomycota; Sordariomycetes; Hypocreales; Nectriaceae
Exons: 8
Coding region: 1-1530 (509 amino acids)
Source: RefSeq, a predicted model, not a curated record